AUGGGGCGUAUCUAUGCUCUUUUAACUGGUCCUCGGUUUUAUCGAACGUUUGGCCAGCCUGAGCGUGUACCAAAUGUUGUGGAAUCUAUAGGAAAUUAUUCCAUGUCUAUAGGAAGAGCUGUGCUAGCUUACGGUGGAAGGCUUGUUGGUAGGACGAUGGACCAUGAGUAUCGGCAUUUUAUUAACGUAUGGCUGAAAGCUAAAGGCUCGGGUAAAUCUGAGGAUAAUCAGGCGCUGAAGCGUUACGAUUUUGAUCUCGAAGGCGUUAACGCCGAUUUUCAUGCUGUUCGAAACGAAAACUUGUAUUUUCAUCGAGGGGCAUCUGGAGACAGUGGUCCUCUAGUAAUGUGCGCCGCCUGGUACGCAGUACAUGCUUUCGGUCGGCACAUGCUUUAUCCAGGAUAUCAGUUUCGCUUUUGA
Messenger RNA from Cooperia oncophora, 420 nucleotides. The record is from the annotation of a GenBank genome assembly. Lineage: Eukaryota; Metazoa; Nematoda; Chromadorea; Rhabditida; Trichostrongylidae.